CCCGUCGGGCUUUAAAGCUGUCGUGUGCCGUCACCUUUUCCUCUCUCUCUCUCUCCUCCGACCUGCCCGUGCUCUCUCCCUCCUCAAUUACGACGCCGCAGUCUUCGCAACCUACCCAACCCAGUCAGUGAGAGAGAGAGAGAGAGGCCCUACCCCGGCGGCGAGGAGCGCACUUCCUCUUCCUCUUCCUCUUGGGCGUGGCGGCGCGUGCUGCUGCGCUGGUAGCCUUGCAGCCGGACCAGCAACACCGAUCCGAUGCUCUCCGCCAGCGAGGGGGGCCAGUGAGCCGAGCUGUCUCCGGGCGGCGCCGGCCCGCUCGCGCGCGCUCCGGGACCCAAGAGAUCUCUGUGAGCUGGAAGCAUAAGGAGAUCAGCACAUUGUGCACAUACCAGGACGGUUUAAGACCUGGCAGAAGCAGGCUACUGGUUAUUGUUGGGUCCAUUUGGUGACAAGAUGGCUGCGGCGAUGGCGAUGAGAGGGGGGAGCAGCGACGGCGGCGGUUCCGAUAGGGCCGGGAUGGACUCGGGGAAAUACGUGCGCUACACGCCCGACCAGGUCGAGAUGCUCGAGCGGGUCUACGCCGACUGCCCCAAGCCGACGUCCUCGCGCCGCCAGCAGCUGCUGCGCGAGUGCCCCAUACUUGCCAACAUCGAGGCGAGGCAGAUCAAGGUCUGGUUCCAGAACAGAAGGUGCCGAGAUAAGCUGCGGAAAGAGUCUUCACGGCUUGAGUCCGUGAACAGGAAGGUGUCGGCCAUGAAUAAGCUUCUUAUGGAAGAGAACGAACGUCUCCAGAAACAGGUCUCCCAGCUGGUUCAUGAGAAUGCACAAGUGCGGCAGCAGCUGCAGAAUACUUCAAUGGCAAAUGAUACAAGCUGUGAAUCAAAUUUGACUACCCCUCAAAACCCUAUAAGGGAUGCAAGUAACCCUUCUGGGCUCCUUUCAAUUGCAGAGGAGACCCUGACAGAGUUCCUCUCGAAGGCUACUGGGACAGCUAUUGAAUGGGUCCAAAUGCCUGGGAUGAAGCCUGGUCCGGAUUCGGUUGGUAUUGUGGCCAUUUCACACGGUUGCCGUGGUGUUGCUGCCCGUGCCUGUGGUUUGGUGAAUCUAGAACCAACAAAAGUUGUAGAGAUCUUGAAAGAUCGACCGUCUUGGUUCCGUGAUUGUCGAAGCCUGGAAGUCUUCACAGUGUUACCGGGUGCAAAUGGAGGAACAAUUGAACUUGUUUACACACAGUUGUAUGCUCCAACAACUUUAGUACCUGCACGUGAUUUUUGGACUCUAAGGUAUACAACCAUAGUGGAAGAUGGCAGUCUUGUGGUCUGCGAGAGAUCCUUGAGUGGUUCUGGGGGUGGUCCAAGUGCAGCUUCUGCACAGCAGUUUGUCAGAGCUGAAAUGCUUCCAAGUGGAUAUUUAGUUCGCCCCUGUGACGGCGGAGGUUCCAUUGUUCAUAUAGUGGACCAUCUGGAAUUUGAGGCAUGGAAUAUUCCUGAAGUGCUUCGUCCGCUCUAUGAGUCUUCUAGGGUGGUUGCUCAGAAAAUGACUACCGCGGCACUCCGCCACAUCAGACAAAUUGCUCAAGAAACAAGCGGUGAGGUGGUGUAUGCCUUAGGGAGGCAACCUGCAGUACUACGGACCUUUAGUCAAAGGCUGAGCAGAGGCUUUAACGAUGCCAUCAGUGGUUUCAAUGAUGAUGGCUGGUCCAUAAUGGCUGGAGAUGGCAUGGAAGAUGUAGUCGUUGCUUGCAACUCAACUAAGAAAAUUAGGAACAUCAGCAAUGGUGUUAAUGCUUUUGAAGCACCUGGAGGUACUAUAUGUGCCAAGGCAUCAAUGUUACUGCAGAGUGUCCCACCUGCUAUACUAGUUCGAUUUCUGAGGGAACAUAGAUCCGAGUGGGCCGAUUACAGCAUGGAUGCAUAUUUGGCUUCAGCACUGAAAACAAGCACAUGCUCAUUCCCUGGACUGCGUCCCAUGAGAUUUUCUGGGAGCCAGAUCAUCAUGCCACUUGCUCAUACAGUAGAGAAUGAGGAGGUUCUUGAAGUUGUUCGCCUUGAGGGACAACCUCUUACUCCUGAUGAAGUUCUUCUUUCAAGGGAUAUCGACAUGCUUCAGCUUUGCACAGGAAUAGAUGAGAAAUCUGUGGGAUCAUCCUUCCAGCUUGUCUUUGCACCAAUUGAUGAUUUUCCAGACGAUGCUCCAUUGAUUUCAUCCGGCUUUCGUGUUAUACCACUUGAUAUGAAAACGGACGUUGUAUCCUCUGGUAGGACAUUAGAUUUGGCAUCUAGUCUUGAAGUAGGCUCCACUGCAGCCCACGCCUCUGGUGCAUCUCCAGAUGAUUGCAAUGUGCGAUCUGUGCUGACAAUCGCCUUUCAAUUCCCUUAUGAGCUGCAUCUCCAAGAUAGUGUUGCAGCUAUGGCCCGUCAGUACGUUCGUAGCAUUGUCUCUGCUGUUCAAAGAGUGUCGAUUGCCAUCUCUCCCUCUCAGUCCGGUCUAAAUGCUGGGCAGAGGAUACUCUCUGGCCUUCCCGAAGCAGCAACACUUGCUCGAUGGAUUUGCCAGAGCUAUCAUUACCAUCUAGGGGUAGAGUUACUUACUCAAUCAGAUGUAGCUGGGGAAGCAUUGCUGAAGAUGCUAUGGCACUACCAAGAUGCUAUCCUGUGCUGCUCUUUUAAGGAAGUACCAGUGUUUACAUUUGCCAAUAAGGCGGGGCUUGACAUGUUAGAAACUUCCCUCGUCGCCUUACAAGACCUCACGUUGGACAAGAUCUUCGACGAGCCUGGAAGAAAAGCGUUGUUUGCGGAAAUCUCAAAACUGGUGGAAGAGGGCCAUGUGUACCUGCCGUCAGGCGUGUGCAUGUCGGGGAUGGGGCGGCACGUCUCCUUCGACCAGGCGGUGGCGUGGAAGGUGCUCGGCGAGGACAGCAGCGUCCACUGCCUCGCCUUGUGCUUCGUCAACUGGUCCUUCGUGUGAUGUACCAAAUGCCGCGGGGCCGGCCGGUGGUGCGUGACGAGCAGAUGGAUACAGUUCUUGGUGGUUGUUCCGGACAAGGGAGAAUGUGCAACUGAUAGUAGUUUUUGCAGCGUUAGCUCUAGACGUGGGGAGUUACUCCUAGUAUGGUUUCUUUUGGACACCAACGGAAACCCAAAUGUGUUUGCUUGGUGCCCAUCAACUUGCAUUCCGUGUUGGGAUUCCCACGGUCGAAUUACGAUGCUACAUCCACGGCCUCUGCCUGCCUGCUUGGGUAUUCAGAUAGAUGCAUGCAUGCAUCUGAGAGGGUUGUUA
Molecule: messenger RNA, 3279 nt
Organism: Hordeum vulgare subsp. vulgare (domesticated barley)
Lineage: Eukaryota; Viridiplantae; Streptophyta; Magnoliopsida; Poales; Poaceae
Product: homeobox-leucine zipper protein HOX10
Exons: 18
Coding region: 454-2967 (837 amino acids)
Molecular function (GO): DNA binding; DNA-binding transcription factor activity; lipid binding
Source: RefSeq, a predicted model, not a curated record